CCUGGCCCACCCGAGGGCUCCGGACCCAUGGGGGCUCCUCGGACACGCCCCGCCCAAGCCCUCCACCGCCUGCUCGCUGUGGUCAUUUCAGCAAUGACUGUUGGUUCCAUGACAAACCAAGAACCAUCGGGAAUUAGGUGUGUUUUACUUGCCUCCAAAAUCAACAGCUCGUCAACAUGGAUAUCGUCAACAUCACCUAUGGUUUCGGAUCAAGUGUUGGUGGAAGAUCUUGGCUGCUUUCUGAAACAUCGAGAUCCAACAGCGGCCUACCAAGCUAUUAAACCAGUGGAAAUUGGUAUCUUUGCCACUGCUACUCUGCAAGUGACGCUGAACAUUCUGGGAAAUGUUUCAUGCCUUUGGGUCUCGAGUCACAACCCCAUUGACUGCCAACCUGAUUUUGACUCAGAAAACAGGACUGUUCUUUCUCUGGUCAUUUCGAAAAUGACAGAAACCCAAGCCGGAGAAUACCUCCUCUCAGUUCACAAUGGAACGACGAUUUGCACAGUGCUGUUUGCAGUGAGUGUAAAACGAAACUUAAGGAAGCCCUACUUCAGGAAACUGGAAGACCAGGAUUCAGUGGAUUGUGUGUCUGACAGCUUCCCUGAGCCCGUGAUGGAAUGGCUGUUUUGCCAGACCCUCAGCGAGAGCUGUAGGAAGACAAGUCUCGCCAUCUUGAAGAGAGAGGAGAUGGUACAGCAUGAGUUAUUAGGAACAGACAUCUGGUGCUGUGCGAGGAAUGAAUUGGGCCGGGAGUGUACCAAGCUCUUUACACUAGAUCUAAAUAAAGCACCACAAGCACCCCUACCACAAUUCUUUCUUAAAAUCGGGGAGCCGUUGUUGAUAAGAUGCAAAGCUGUUCAUAAAGACCACCGGUUUGGACUCACGUGGAAGGUGGAAAAUAAAGAAUUACAAGAGGGCAGCUACUUUGAGAUUAGUGGGUAUCAAAGCAACAGAACUAUGGCACGGAUUUUGUUCGCCUUUGUCUCAUCAGUGGGAAGAAGUGAUGCUGGACAUUAUACUUGUUCUUCCUCAGAGGAUACCAGCAGAACAGCUUUGGUUACAGUCUUAGAAAAAGGGUUCAUAAAUGCAUCCAAUACGAAAGAAGACUAUGAAAUUGAUCUGAAUGAAGAGUUUUGCUUUGCAGUCAAACUUAGAGCAUACCCACAAAUCAGCUGCACAUGGACAUUUUCUCAAAUAUCACUGCCUUGCAAAAACAGUAACCUUGAAGAUGAAUACAGCAUAUCUCAAUUUUGCGAUCAUAAGCAUCAGCCAGGAGAAUACAUAUUCCAUGCUGAAAAUGGUGAUGCACAUUUCACGAAAAUAUUUACGCUGUCUGUGAGAAGAAAACCACAGGUAACAAUGCAAGUAUCAGCAACCCAGGUCUCCUGCUACUCCAGCGGCUACCCAUCACCAUCUUGGGUCUGGAAGAAAUGCUCAGAGGACUCUCCCAACUGCACGGAAGAAGCCACCGACAGGGUUUGGAAGGAGAGAUCCAGAGUGGGCGGCACGGCACUGGGACCAUGGGCGUCAGGCAGCACGAUGAACGUGAGCCAACGGGAGAGAGGAUUCUGGUUCGAGUGCUGUGCCCACAAUUCCGUGGGCUCAUCCUGCCAAAGGUUUCUCAACUCCCCAGAAGCCAUUUCUGUCAUCCAAGACAAUAACUCAUUCUAUGCAACAAUUGGAUUUUGUCUUCCAUUUAUAGCAGUUUUACUGCUAGUAAUCUCUCACAAAUUCAAAAAGCAACUUAGAUAUGAGAGCCAACUGCAAAUGAUUCAGAUGACAGGCCCUGCGGAUAAUGAGUAUUUCUACAUUGACUUCAGGGAGUUCGAAUAUGACCUCAAGUGGGAAUUCCCGAGAGAAAACUUGGAAUUUGGGCGAGUGCUUGGCUCUGGCGCCUUUGGCAAAGUGGUGAACGCUACAGCGUAUGGAAUCAGCAAAACGGGAGUGUCGAUCCAGGUGGCCGUCAAAAUGCUGAAAGAAAAGCCAGACAGUUCAGAGAAAGAAGCUCUCAUGUCGGAGCUCAAAAUGAUGACCCACAUUGGCAGCCACGAGAACAUCGUGAAUCUGCUGGGGGCCUGCACCCUCUCAGGACCAAUUUACUUAAUAUUUGAAUACUGUUGCUAUGGUGAUCUUCUAAACUACUUAAGAAGCAAAAGAGAAAAAUUUCACAGGACCUGGACAGAGAUCUUCAAGCAACACAAUUUCAGUUUUUACCCCCGCCUCCACUUACAUUCAAGCACCAGAACCCAUGACUUUGAAGGUGUUCUGAUGAAUGACAAUUUUGAUUUGAUCGAUGGGAUUCCAUUUUAUUCUGAAGGAGAUCCUGACUAUGAAAACAGAAAAAAGCAGGACGAGGAGGAGGAUUUCAACGUGCUCACGUAUGAAGAUCUCCUCUGUUUCUCGUACCAAGUUGCCAGAGGAAUGGAAUUUCUCGAAUUGAAGUUGUGUGUCCACCGAGACCUUGCCGCCAGGAACAUCCUCGUGACACAUGGGAAAGUGGUGAAGAUAUGUGACUUUGGACUGGCCAGGGAUAUCCUGAACGAUUCCAACUACGUGGUCAGAGGCAAUGCUCGUUUACCGGUGAAGUGGAUGGCCCCUGAAAGCCUGUUUGAAGGGAUAUACACAAUCAAGAGUGAUGUCUGGUCUUUUGGAAUACUACUGUGGGAAAUAUUCUCUCUCGGUGUCAAUCCUUACCCCGGCAUCCAAGUGGAUACAAGCUUCUACAGGCUCAUUCAAAGUGGAUUUCAGAUGGACCCGCCCUUCUAUGCCACAGGAGAAGUGUACCUGGUCAUGCAGGCCUGCUGGGCAUCCGACUCCAGCAAGCGACCCCCCUUUUCCCAGCUGACCUCCUUCCUGGGUUGCCAGCUGGCAAAUGCAGAAGCAGAGGUGUACCAAAACAUGGACAGCUGCAUUUCUAAACAAGCUUCUGGCUACCAAAACAGGCUGUCUGGCCCCUGCCUCUCUCCAGCCUCGGGGUGAAGGUUCAUAGAGAGGGAAACGGGUGUCCCAGGCUGGUGCCAGAGAAUCAUCCAUGUCAUCCCUAGAAAGGAAGAGAUUUGCAGCUGCUCCUAUUUGGGAAUCUCCAUCAACCGUUGAAGGAAAUCUUUGUAAGUUCACUGUACACUGCUCACAAGCCUGGAGUUCGACGUUAAGGAACGAAGUCUCUCACCAGAGGCACCUGCAGCCAGAGCUCUCUCACACGGAUGAGCGCGGAAAUCUCACCAGAAAGACUUUCCAGCUUGUAAAUCCUCGAAGUCACAGGCGCUUUAGUUGGAAGCUACCGUGCCUUUGAGCCGUGUUUUAUUGUAAAUUGCCUUUUUGGGUUGUGGCAGGGUUUUAGCCAUCCU
This is a messenger RNA of Tachyglossus aculeatus (Australian echidna), 3347 nucleotides long. RefSeq names its product fms related receptor tyrosine kinase 3 (gene FLT3). Gene Ontology annotation, biological process: cytokine-mediated signaling pathway; protein phosphorylation; positive regulation of kinase activity. NCBI's taxonomy places the organism in Eukaryota, Metazoa, Chordata, Mammalia, Monotremata, Tachyglossidae. Gene Ontology annotation, molecular function: ATP binding; transmembrane receptor protein tyrosine kinase activity. The record is from RefSeq and is a predicted model, not a curated record. The transcript has 24 exons. Gene Ontology annotation, cellular component: signaling receptor complex. Bases 28 to 2979 code for a protein of 983 amino acids.